This is a messenger RNA of Herpailurus yagouaroundi (jaguarundi), 3460 nucleotides long. RefSeq names its product TBK1 binding protein 1 (gene TBKBP1). The transcript is spliced from 9 exons. The coding region runs from base 314 to 1993 and encodes 559 amino acids. Gene Ontology annotation, cellular component: cytoplasm. The record is from RefSeq and is a predicted model, not a curated record. NCBI's taxonomy places the organism in Eukaryota, Metazoa, Chordata, Mammalia, Carnivora, Felidae.
AGGCCUGGGGUGGAGAGGGGCUGAGGAGUGAAUCAAGGCAGCCCUGUCUGGGCCCUAGCCUGGGAAGGCAGUCCUUUCCUGUCCACAGGUCUCCCUGGGUUCUGGAAGGAACUCUUCUCUGCUGCUGGCCUGGUUUACUUGUCCCUACUUGUCAGGCCCUCCCUGCCAGAAGUCUUCAUCUAGUUACAGCCCCUUCCCCCAAAGGCAGCAGAGAAGAGAAAACAGGGCUGAGUAGUCUGAGGGUAGGCAGGGGUGGGAGCUUCCAAGCUUCCUCUCAGCUGGUCAUAGCAUUCCUUGGGCCAGCUUGAGGGGUAUGGGGGACAACCUCCAGGCUGCCCUCUCCACUGUUGCUCCUGCUCUCCCAGGAGGCCCAGUGGGGGCCGAGGCCCAGGCCCUUGCCAUGGAGUCCAUGUUUGAAGAUGACAUCAGCAUCCUGACCCAGGAGGCACUGGGGCCCAGUGAGGUGUGGCUGGAUGCCCCAGGAGACCCCUCACUGGGAGGGGACAUGUGCUCUGCCUCCCACUUUGCCCUCAUCACAGCCUAUGGGGACAUCAAGGAGCGGCUGGGGGGCCUGGAGAGGGAGAAUGCCACCCUCCGCCGCCGUCUCAAAGUCUACGAGAUCAAGUACCCGCUGAUCAAUGACUUUGGAGAGGAGCAUGGCUUCUCUCUGUAUGAAAUCAAGGAUGGCUCCCUGCUGGAGAUGGAGAAGGUCAGCCUGCAGCAACGGCUCAACCAGUUCCAGCAUGAGUUGCAGAAGAAUAAGGAGCAGGAAGAACAGCUUGGGGAGAUGAUCCAGGCUUAUGAGAAACUUUGCGUGGAGAAGAGCGACCUGGAGACAGAGCUGGGGGAGAUGCGGGCCCUGGUGGAGACCCACUUGCGGCAAAUCUGUGGUUUGGAACAGCAGCUACGGCAGCAGCAAGGCCUCCGGGACGCAGCCUUCCCCAGCCCGAGCCCCCCACCUGCCCCUGCCCCACCUUGUACUGAUCUGGACCUGCACUACUUGGCACUGAGAGGGGGAUCUGGCUUGAGUCACGGCUGGCCGGGCCCCACACCCAGUGUGAGUGAGCUGGAGCGACGGCGUUUGGAAGAGGCUCUGGAGGCUGCCCAGGGUGAGGCCCGGGGGGCUCAGCUUCGGGAAGAGCAGCUCCAGGCCGAGUGCGAGCGGCUGCAGGGAGAGCUGAAGCAGCUGCAGGAGAGUCGGGCCCAGGAUCUCGCCUCCAACCAGUCAGAGCGGGACAUGGCGUGGGUGAAAAGAGUCGGGGAUGAUCAACACAUGAGAUCAAAGUCGGGGAACACAGGACAUGUAACACAAGGGCUGAGAUGUGAUGGGAUUGAGGGCUGCAGCGUCUUGGCCAGAGUUCGUCCCCCGAGGGACUCCUUCCUCUCUGCUCCUGUCCAUCCCUGUGCACCCUCAGAUGGGCCCCGGCCCCCGCCGCCCCCGCCGCCGGGCGAGAGGACGCCGGCCGAGCGCGCCUACGCCAAGCCGCCCAGCCACCACGUGAAGGCCGGCUUCCAGGGUCGGCGCAGCUACUCGGAGAUGGCGGAGGGCGCGGGCUACGCGGGGGCCUCCCCGCCCUGGCUGCAGGCCGAGGCGGCCACGCUGCCCAAGCCGCGGGCCUACGGCGGCGAGCUCUACGGGCCCGGCCGGCCGCUCAGCCCGCGACGCGCCUUCGAGGGCAUCCGGCUGCGCUUCGAGAAGCAGCCCUCCGAGGAGGAGGAGUGGGCCGUGCCCACCAGCCCGCCCAGCCCCGAGGCGGGCACCAUCCGCUGCGCCUCGUUCUGCGCGGGCUUCCCCAUCCCUGAGUCGCCGGCCGCCACCGCCUACGCCCACGCCGAGCACGCGCAGUCCUGGCCGUCCAUCAACCUGCUGAUGGAGACAGUGGGCUCUGAGAUCCGCAGCUGCCCCCUCUGCCAGCUAGGUUUCCCUGUUGGGUACCCGGAUGAUGCCCUCAUCAAACACAUUGACUCCCACCUGGAGAACAGCAAGAUCUAGGGUGCCUCCCCCACCCCCUGGCUGUUUCUCCAUCUUCUCUCAUCACCCCCACUCACUCACUCACUUUGAAUGCUGCAUGAAUCUCGUGGGGGGCCCUUGCCCCUUGCGACCCCCAGAUACCUCCACUAGCUACCGAGUCAACGUGUGUGCCGUCUUCCCUGGUCCAGGCACCACUCAGCCCUGGCUCUUCCUGGAAGGCCAGCCGAGGCUGUCCCCAGCUCCCUGGCUUCCACUGGGGAGGUGAGGAUCUGGGCUGAGAUGGGGAGGGGCGUACCCCACCCAGCCUCUCUCUCUGCCUUUCUGUUCUCAGACAGGGUUGGAUCCGUCGCCACCGCCCGCCUGCCCGCCCCGCUGCUUGGGCCUGGGGGAGGGGGAGGGUAUCAGAGGACUCCAGGAGCUCCCCUAGCCACUCCCCGGAUGUCCAUCUUUCUCAGGCUGUGCUCUGUCCAGGGAGCGCCUCCCUGUGGGGUCCCAGAGCCUGCCUUGCACACUGAUGCCAGUUCCUCCAUCCCAUGGCCAGCUCGGGGCUCUUGGCAUGGGCCCCUCCCCCUUGGGGGAAGGAGGCAUCUUGUUUCUUGCCAUUCCCUGCAGGCCGGUCUUGUUCUCCUCUACUCCCCUGGGGAAUAAGGAGGGUGGGAGAGGAGAGGGAGGACCCUGGAGGACUGGAGGGAUUCAGCCUAAAGAGGCCGCCCUGAGGGUGGGGAUGAGAGGCGGGGGGGCCAUCCUGCAACUUGACCCUCAGGCCAGGGGAGUAUCUGUGCUAGCCUCCCAGGCCCCUGCCUCCCCCUGGAGCCCCUAGCACCAAGACGCAGAUUGUUAAGACAGAUGCUCCCCUUCACCCUUACCCCUCUCGAGUCCCUGACACCACAGGUGCCCUGGAGCCCGUGUGUGACUCGGCCUCUGAUAGCUGGGUGGGUGUCAUCAUCCCUGCCUCCCAGGCCAGAACCUGUGGAUGGGCCCAGGGUGCUGUUGGAGAUCAACUUCAAAAGAGCUAACCCCCUUCCCACACCCCAGCGACCCACAUUCCCUCUGUGAAAUCUACCUCAGAGUCGUACCCUCAGAAGGAUGGGUAAGCAGGAGGCCAGGGGGUCCCCAGGGCUGAGGUGGGGAGCUUCCUAUGGCAAGAGCCUGCUGCCCCACGAUGAAUCCAACCCCCCCACUGCGAGCCUCUCCCAGGUCUCAGCCCCGGGCUGGUGGCAGUGGGCGCUACUGUCAGUGCAUGUACCAUUCUGAUCCAACACUUCCAGGCACCCCCGCCUCCUCACACCCCUCCCCUCCUCCUCAGUGCAGGGGAGUGAAGAGGUGUAUCAGGCAGGAAGGGGCCAAGGACUCCAGAGACAUGGCAUUGUACCUUGAGUGUUCCCCCAGGGAGGGGAAAUGAGAAGGGGGCUUGGAGAGGGGAGGUGGGGGCCCCUGAGCUCUCUGAACAAGUUUAAAGUCCAAAUAAAACUUACCUGUUCCAUCUGC